AUGGCGAUUGUUACGCCAAUGCUGCCGCAGGUAGAAAAUCUGCUGGAAAAACAAUAUGAAAAUAAGAUUCGUCCUUAUAUCGAUCUCAUCGAUUCACUGCGGGCGCUGGGGGUGGAGGAAGACCUGGCGUUGCCGGCGAUCGCUGUCAUUGGUGAUCAGAGUUCUGGGAAAAGUUCCGUCUUGGAAGCUUUGUCUGAAGUAUCCCUUCCAAGAGGCAGCGGAAUUGUCACGCGGUGCCCACUGGAACUCAAGUUAAGGAAGAGCAGAGGAGUUACAGACUGGACUGCGACAAUUUCUUAUCGCGACAAAAAGGAAACUCUUCACAGCCCCUCUAGGGUGGAGCAAGAAGUUAGGAAAGCACAGAACAUAAUAGCUGGCACAGAUAACGGAAUCAGCGAUGAGCUGAUAACCCUGGAGAUCGUCUCUCCCAAUGUUCCUGAUCUCACUCUGAUCGAUCUACCCGGCAUCACCAGGAUCGCAAUGCCAAACCAACCCAAAGACAUCGGAAAACAGAUCAAGCUGAUGAUCAAGAAAUACAUAUCAAGACAAGAGACCAUCAAUUUGGCUGUGGUCCCUUGUAAUGUAGAUGUUGCAACAACUGAGGCUCUGGAAAUGGCCCGAGAAGUGGAUCCUACCGGAAACCGCACUAUAGGGAUUCUGACCAAACCUGACUUGAUUGACAAAGGAACAGAGAUGCAUGUUUUGCGCACAGUCCAGAAUGACGUGUACCAUCUUAAGAAGGGCUACAUGAUUGUGAAGUGUCGGGGACAGAAAGAAAUCGAUGAAAACAUUUCCCUGCAAGAAGCACUAGAAAAUGAAAAAGCGUUCUUUGAAAACAAUCAGCACUUCAGAGCUCUCUUAAGAAAUGGACAGGCCACAAUCCCCAACCUGGCAGAAAGACUCACCACAGAACUUGUGACUCAUAUUGUUAGGUCAUUGCCUGAUAUAAAAUAUCAGAUCAAUAAUAAACUCCGUGAGGCAGAGGAUGUACUGAAUGCCAUUGGUCAAGGUCUGCCUGACUCAGAAGAUGACAAAAUCCUCUUUCUUGUAAAGAUAAUUACAGAGUUUACAAAUACAAUUACACACAUAGUAAAUGGGGAGCAUGAUGGAGCAAGUGAAGAUUUAAAACUCUUCAAAAACCUGAGAAAACUGUUUGGUUCUUGGGACAAAUUGAUGAAGACUUCUAGCUCACAAUUUGUGCACGAACUGAAGAAGGAGAAGAAUAGUUAUGACAAUCAGUACCGUGGACGGGAGCUCUAUGGGUUCAUCAACUACAAGAAAUUUGAGAACAUCUUGCACAAGCACAUCUUGUCCUUUCAGGAACCUGCCAUUAACAUUCUACACGACGUCAGCAAAUUAGUACAAAGCUGCUGCACGCAGGAAUCAUCAAACUUUUUCGAGAAGUAUAAAAAUCUGAAUGCUUCUGCUGUGGACAAAAUUCAAGAUAUUUCCCGUGAACUGGAGCAGCAAGCUGAAAACACAAUUAAGUUGCAGUUCCAGAUGGAGGGAAUCAUCUACUGUCAGGACUCUAUCUACUGCAAAGCUUUGUCAAGUGAGAAGACAGGGGGGGCCUCUGGGAGCAGAGUGCCUGCACAGGAACAAAGUCAGCUGUCAAUGGAGGAACUGGCCAAUCAUUUACAGACCUAUUUAACGGAAACGACAUCUCGUCUGUCUAAUCAGAUUCCUCUCAUUAUUCAACAUUACAUUCUGAAAGAGUAUGCGGGAAAACUGCACAAUCAGAUGAUCCUUCUGAUACAAAACAAGCAGAACACGCAUCUCCUCGAGGAAUCGCAUGAACUGGCAGAACAGAGGCACGCGCUAAAGAACCAAAUUCAGCGCCUCAGGCGGGCCCAAGAACAUUUGUCAAAAUUUCCAGGACAAUGA
This is a messenger RNA of Nanorana parkeri, 1884 nucleotides long. It is a transcript of the gene MX1, whose product is annotated as MX dynamin like GTPase 1. NCBI's taxonomy places the organism in Eukaryota, Metazoa, Chordata, Amphibia, Anura, Dicroglossidae. Gene Ontology annotation, molecular function: GTP binding; microtubule binding; GTPase activity. Gene Ontology annotation, cellular component: cytoplasm; nucleus; membrane. The transcript is spliced from 13 exons. Bases 1 to 1884 code for a protein of 627 amino acids. Gene Ontology annotation, biological process: defense response to virus. The record is from RefSeq and is a predicted model, not a curated record.